AUGCUUAAACAAUUGAAACUUUGCAAUAAAAUUAGCGCAACUACGCUGGAGUCGCAAAUCCUGUUAGACCCUUCAAAAUUUAACGUGGUGAGGCUAACGUUUCAGGUAAGUUCUGCAAAUGGACAUAUGGGGGCUCGUAAGUUUUGGCAAACAUAUUUACCCACGUUAAAAUUCUAUAAUCCUACUUUGAAUAUUCAAGUUAACCGUAUCAAUAAUACGAACAAGAACACUAAAGUCCCCUGUAUCCUGGAGAUUGUGAAAGCCAACGGGGAAGUUACAGAGACGAUAGAAAUGUCUGGAAAAAGGAGUGAAGACAUUAUGAAUGAGUUUCUGAAAGUUGUAGAUCAUGAGAAAGUCCCUUCAGAACAGAUUGUGAAACUAUAA
Molecule: messenger RNA, 384 nt
Organism: Eremothecium cymbalariae DBVPG#7215
Lineage: Eukaryota; Fungi; Ascomycota; Saccharomycetes; Saccharomycetales; Saccharomycetaceae
Gene: MRP49
Product: mitochondrial 54S ribosomal protein mL61
Exons: 1
Coding region: 1-384 (127 amino acids)
Cellular component (GO): mitochondrion
Molecular function (GO): structural constituent of ribosome
Source: RefSeq, a predicted model, not a curated record